This is a messenger RNA of Rhinopithecus roxellana (golden snub-nosed monkey), 730 nucleotides long. RefSeq names its product S100 calcium binding protein A3 (gene S100A3). Gene Ontology annotation, cellular component: cytoplasm. The record is from RefSeq and is a predicted model, not a curated record. The transcript is spliced from 3 exons. NCBI's taxonomy places the organism in Eukaryota, Metazoa, Chordata, Mammalia, Primates, Cercopithecidae. Gene Ontology annotation, molecular function: transition metal ion binding. The coding region runs from base 74 to 379 and encodes 101 amino acids.
UUCUUGGGAGGCUACAAAUAGUGAGGCACUGUCUCUAAGCUCCUACAGCUGAAACGCCAGCACCAGCGUGAGGAUGGCCAGGCCUCUGGAGCAGGCGGUAGCUGCCAUCGUGUGCACCUUCCAGGAAUAUGCAGGGCGCUGUGGGGACAAAUACAAGCUCUGCCAGGCAGAGCUCAAGGAGCUGCUGCAAAAGGAGUUGGCCACCUGGACCCCGACUGAGUUUCGGGAGUGUGACUACAACAAAUUCAUGAGUGUUCUGGACACCAACAAGGACUGCGAGGUGGACUUUGUGGAGUAUGUGCGCUCACUUGCCUGCCUCUGUCUCUACUGCCACGAGUACUUCAAGGACUGCCCCUCAGAUCCCCCCUGCUCCCAGUAGCCUCUGCUCCAGGGGUGCGCCGGCUGUUGGGGGCUGGGCAUGUCUCCCACACUCCCUCUUACCCUCUCUCCUGUACCCCUUUCAAUCUGGACUUGCCCAGGUCUUCCGUGAUCAGUUAACCCAUUUUACCUAGGAGGCCCAGAGAUGUGAGGGCUCCUUUCCCAGGAUGCCCAGCAAGUGAGGGGUAGAGCCACUCUGGGCCCCAGCCUGCCUGCUGCACCCCUGCGGCCUCCCUUGUGGAUGGGAGGAGGCGGGAUCUGCUCUGAGGCCCUCGAGGCUCAGCAGAGCGUGCACCAAUGAGACCACGAAGGGAAAGGGCCUAUUUAACUCCUAAUAAAAAACUGGCGUCAG